Indicator indicator is the source of this 5357-nucleotide messenger RNA. RefSeq names its product erbb2 interacting protein (gene ERBIN). Lineage: Eukaryota; Metazoa; Chordata; Aves; Piciformes; Indicatoridae. The record is from RefSeq and is a predicted model, not a curated record. Gene Ontology annotation, molecular function: protein binding. Gene Ontology annotation, biological process: neurotransmitter receptor transport postsynaptic membrane to endosome; neurotransmitter receptor transport, endosome to postsynaptic membrane. The transcript is spliced from 27 exons. Bases 82 to 4452 code for a protein of 1456 amino acids. Gene Ontology annotation, cellular component: adherens junction; postsynaptic density; postsynaptic membrane.
CGCCCGCCAGACAAGAAUGGUGGCUUUGAAAGCUCAGGGAAGAAGCAGCAGGGAAGAAAAAGUAACACAGUGUGCCUGAAGAUGACAACAAAGCGGAAUUUGUUUGUGCGGCUGGUGCCAUGCCGCUGUCUGCGUGGAGAGGAGGAAACAGUCACUACACUUGAUUAUUCUCACUGCAGCUUGGAACAGGUGCCUAAGGAGAUUUUUACUUUUGAAAAGACGUUGGAAGAACUCUAUUUAGAUGCUAAUCAGAUUGAAGAGCUUCCAAAGCAACUUUUUAACUGUCAGUCUCUGCACAAGCUGAGUUUGCCAGACAAUGAUCUAACCACAUUGCCAGCAUCCAUUGCAAAUCUCAUUAAUCUCAGGGAACUGGAUGUCAGCAAGAAUGGCAUACAGGAGUUUCCAGAAAACAUAAAAAACUGUAAAGUCUUGACAGUUGUUGAGGCCAGCGUAAAUCCAAUUUCAAAGCUUCCAGAUGGAUUUUCCCAACUGUUAAACCUAACGCAGCUGUACCUAAAUGAUGCUUUUCUUGAGUUUUUGCCAGCCAAUUUUGGCAGAUUAACAAAACUCCAGAUAUUGGAACUUAGAGAAAACCAGUUAAAAAUAUUGCCAAAAACCAUGUCCAGACUGACUCAGCUGGAGAGACUGGACUUGGGAAGUAAUGAAUUCACAGAAGUGCCUGAAGUACUUGAACAACUGAGUGGGUUAAAGGAAUUUUGGAUGGAUGGUAAUAGACUAACACUUAUUCCAGGGUUUAUAGGCACUUUGAAGCAACUGACCUACUUGGAUGUUUCUAAAAACAACAUUGAAGUAGUUGAAGAAGGUAUUUCAGGUUGUGAAAGCCUCCAAGACCUACUGCUAUCCAGUAAUUCACUUCAGCAACUGCCAGAGUCUAUUGGUUCCCUGAAAAAGGUGACAACCCUUAAAAUUGAUGAAAACCAGUUGAUGUACUUGCCUGACUCCAUAGGAGGGUUAAUAUCACUAGAGGAACUGGACUGUAGUUUCAAUGAGAUUGAAACAUUGCCUUCAUCUGUCGGGCAGCUCUCUAAUAUAAGGACAUUUGCUGCAGAUCAUAAUUUUUUAACACAUCUGCCAUCAGAGAUUGGAAACUGGAAGCAUGUAACAGUGUUGUUUCUGCAUUCUAACAAACUUGAAUUUCUCCCUGAAGAAAUGGGUGAUAUGCAAAAAUUAAAAGUCAUCAAUCUGAGUGACAAUAGAUUGAAGAAUUUGCCAUUUACCUUUACAAAACUGCAACAGCUCACUGCUAUGUGGCUAUCAGACAAUCAGUCUAAACCACUUAUCCCUCUUCAAAAAGAAGCUGACCUUGACACACAGAAAACAGUGCUUACUAAUUACAUGUUUCCCCAGCAACCAAGGACCGAGGAUGUUAUGUUCAUAUCUGAUAAUGAAAGUUUCAAUCCGUCUUUGUGGGAGGAACAGCGUAAACAGCGUGCUCAGGUGGCAUUUGAGUGUGAUGAAGACAAAGAUGAGAGAGAGGCACCACCUCGGGAAGGCAACUUGAAGAGAUAUCCAACUCCAUAUCCUGAUGAACUGAAGAAUAUGGUUAAAACAGUCCAGACAAUUGUCCACAGGCUAAAGGAUGAAGAGUCUACUGAAGAUACUGCCAAGGAGUCAAAACGAGAAGGCCAGACAGUUUCUGUAAAAGAUGUGGGGGUAAAGACUUCAGAAGCUGCUACCAUAAAGAACACAGCAGAUGAGAGAAAGCAAUAUUCAGCAGGAAGCUCUGUGCAUAAGCCUACUGAACCAGAAGCUGAGCACAGCACCACAAAUUCAGAGAUGACCACAGUUGUUAAAACCUUGCAGAACACGAAAACAGUUGUCAACCAUGAAGACAUGCUUGAGCAGGAGUCAGAAGAACUUUCCUCUGAUGAAGAGAUGAAAAUGGCUGAAAUGCGACCACCACUGAUAGAAACUUCCAUAAACCAACCAAAAGUGGUAGCUCUUAGCAAUAACAAAAAAGAUAAUUCAAAAGAUGCUGAUUCCUUAUCAGAUGAAGCUACCCACAACAGCAAUCAAAAUAACAGCAACUGUUCCUCUCCUUCUCGAAUGUCAGAUUCUGUUUCCUUAAAUACUGAGAGUAGCCAAGAUAUUUCUCUCUGUUCUCCAGACAAAGAAACACAUGCUGCUGUUUUAUCCAGCAUCAGGCGAGAAGGUGAAAAUUUGAAUAAUCUUUUGCAAAAUGGAGGUGAAUCGAGUGUUACAGUGGAAGAAAAAAUAAAUAUGCAAGAGAAGGUUACAAAUUUGCCUGGAUAUGAACUGACCAUUGAAGAAAGAUUUGGCCUGAUAGGUAAAGGCAUUGAUCUAAGCACUCCUGUGGAGGAGUCUCACAAAUUAGAUCAAAUAAACAUGAAUAUCAAUAAACUGGUUAGUGAAGAGGCUGUGCCAGUUCCUGUAGAAAGGUUACAAACACAGGAAAUAGUUUCAGUAAAGGGCUUGUUAAAUAACAACACAAAAGAAAAAAGUGAGCACUCAGAAAAUGGAAAUAAAUAUCCAAUAAAUAAAGUAAAUGGACAUCCUGAGGAAACAGUACAGUCUCCUGGUAAAGACAAACUGAUAAGAAGCACUACAGUUGAUAGUGAUUCUGCUGAUCCGUCUGCUUCAAGGAGCACUGAAGACUUGUCCCCACAGAGAAGUGGUCCUGUGAUGAAAUCUCACAGCAUCACCAGUAUGGACACUGGUGGUCUGAAAAUCUAUGACAUUGUCAAUGAGAAUGGAUCUCAACAUUCAAACCCAGUGGUAAAAUCAGCACCUGAUAGUGCAGAUGGAAAAAACAUAGUCCGAAGUAAAUCUGCUACUCUUCUGUAUGAUCAGCCUUUGCAGGUUUUUCCUGGGUCAUCAUCAUCAUCAUCUGAUUUAGGAGCUUCUGUGAAAACUCUGUUGAAGUUUGACUCAAAUCACAAUCCUGAAGGUGUUAACAUAGUGAGAGGAUCGGUGAUGAGUGGCGCACAGAUGUUCUGCACUCCCCAGUACAAUAUUCAGUACAGCAGCAGUGCGACAGCAAAAGACACCUUGUGGCCCCAGAAACAAAACACCCAAGCAGAACAAGGAAGUUUGCCUCCUUCAUGUCUGUUUAGGUCUGACAGUACAGAAGCCUCCACCUAUGUAAAGCAUUCUGCCAGUAUGAAUUUCUCCAAUCACAACAAUGUCCGAGCCAGUUCUGUAUAUAACACUCAUCAACGGAUGGCUGGGAGACAUGCAGACAUGUGGGCUGUUCCACCAAAUGACAGACUGCUCCCAGGAGCAACCAGACACACUCUUCAAAGGCAGAGUAGUGUAUCUUCUUCAGCUUCUGUAAAUGUUGGGGAUAUUGGACCUUCAAGACGGACCCAGGUUCCUGAAGGGGAUUAUUUAACAUACAGAGAUUUGCAUUCAAUGGGAAGAGCUCCACCAGUAAUGUCUGGGCAACAGAGACCUCUUUCUGCCAGGACGUACAGCAUGGAUGGUCCAAAUGUGCCUCGACCACAGAGUGCUCGGCCAUCAGUGAAUGAAAUACCAGAAAGAACUAUGUCAGUUAGUGACUUCAAUUACUCGCGGACUAGCCCUUCAAAGAGAUCAAACCCAAGGGUUAACUCUGAACACUCUUUAUUAGAUCCUCCAGGAAAAAGUAAAGUUCCUCAUGACUGGAGGGAACAGGUGCUGCGACAUAUUGAGGCAAAAAAACUAGAAAAGAGCAUGCUGUCUAGGUCCUUUAAUUCCAAUUAUGCUGCAGUUAGCACCUUUCACUAUGGCAGCUCUAGGGAUCUGCAUGGCAGCCAGGGUAGUGUUGCCUUGAGUGUUGCAGACGGAAGAGGUUCUGGUGUGCACGUUGUUCGACAUCCCCAGGCUUCUACUCCAGGAGAUCAAUGCCAGGAUGAAGUGUUCAUUUCAGGACAACAGAAUUACUCAUCUGCAACACUUAGUCUCAAAGAUGUUCCUCCAGACAGCAUGAAGAAAGUAGCUGUGCAGAUACCUUUGACAAAUGGACAAAUGUGCCAGCCUCAGAGACCUCAGGCAAACUAUAGCCAAGUCCAUCAUCUCCCUCCUCAAUCGUCAGUAGCAAGACAUCCGUCUAGAGAGCAAUUAAUUGAUUAUCUGAUGUUGAAAGUUGCUCACCAACCUUCCUAUACUCAGUCCCAGUGUUCUCCCAGACAAAGCCAUGAGCUGGCAAAGCAAGAGAUUCGAGUGAGAAUUGACAAGGAUCCAGAACUUGGAUUUAGUAUAUCAGGAGGUGUUGGUGGUAGAGGGAAUCCAUUCAGACCUGAAGAUGAUGGUAUAUUUGUAACCAGAGUGCAACCAGAAGGACCAGCAUCUAAGCUGUUGCAGCCCGGGGAUAAAAUAAUUCAGGCUAACGGAUACAGCUUCAUCAAUAUUGACCAUGGACAAGCAGUGUCUUUGCUAAAGACUUUUCAGAAUGCAGUGGAACUCAUCAUUGUACGAGAAGUUUCUUCAUAAAUACUGUGUAUUAGGGGAAAAAGCCAGCAGGAUUCAUUGAAGGACUUAUGGGAAACGGAAUAUUUUGCUAUUUUUAUACGUGAAAGGAACUUGAAAAGAAUUAUGAUCAAAAUUUGUAUAGGAAAUACUGAACUUGUGGUUAAAGGGGAAAAAAACCACUGUGUAGAACAUAUAGGAAAUCACUUCAGAAAUGCAUAUGGUGAAUAAACUUGUUUUUAAGCAUUAGAGCAAUCCAAGGAUCACUCCUCCAGGAACAAACCUGUGUUGUUUUUUUGUACAGAUGGUAGGUUUAUUUUUGGAUAAUUCAUACACAUUACUAAACUUCGUGCAAGGCUUUGUGAAGCCUUGGUUGUAGCCCAUGGGCAGAUGGCAGGGCUGUCUGUCCUUUAGCUGUUUAUUGCCUUUAUUUUUAUUCACCAGAUUUUAAUGUGUUAUGCUGAAACCACUUCUGUAGAUAUGGAUGGGAAAUAGGAAAUUUUGGCUCUGCUAUGUGGACAUUGUAUAGAUGAAUGGGUAGAUGGAAGGUGGUGCUGGCUGGACAGAAUAAAGCUUAGAUGAAACAACUAUCUGGAAUUGGGAAAGAAGAAAAAGUGUUUAGUUCUGCAGUGCAUAUCUACCAAUAGAAAAUGCAAUAAAAGCUUACGGUGUUUUUUAGAAAGACUAUAACAACAAAUGUGUAAUAUUCUACAGGAUUUUUUCUUAAUGGAGUCAUUGAAUAUUCAUUUGCCACAUGUGAUUCAUCUUAAGUUGGGCUUUCUUGAAUACAUAAUUUUUUCAGCUGUACUGUGGAAACGUGCCCAGAGCUUUUCUCUGCUGUGGAAAUCCCCAGUUUUGUGCAAAUGGUGAUACUUUCAUCUUUAUAAGAAGUACUCCAUUUCAACCUUACAGAUUUUAAAAAUUGAAAU